This is a messenger RNA of Anopheles aquasalis, 1079 nucleotides long. Its product is annotated as protein D2. The record is from RefSeq and is a predicted model, not a curated record. NCBI's taxonomy places the organism in Eukaryota, Metazoa, Arthropoda, Insecta, Diptera, Culicidae.
CUGGGCCGCUGGCACAUUGCUGCUUGCUGUCAGUUCCGUGACGCGUUCCUGGCCGGCAGGAUGCAGGUGGACAUUGGGCAGUUCUUUGCCGAGCACGACAUCGUGCCGGUGCUGAUCGAUCGGGCCCCGUUGGUGUUCGCGAAGGUUGUGUACCGGGCGAAGAAGCUGGUGGACGCAGGGAAGGAGCUACAACCGGUGGAGGUACGGGAGGAACCGAAGGUGGAAUGGUGUGCCGAUCCGACCGCCCUCUACACACUCAUCAUGCUCGAUCCGGACUCACCGAGCCGGAUGGAACCGUGGAACCGUGAGUUCGCCCACUGGCUCGUCGGCAACAUUCCGGGCCGGCACGUCGAACAGGGCGAAACGAUGUUCCAGUACAUUCCGGUGUUUCCGCGAGCCGGCAGUGGAUGCCAUCGGUACAUCUUUCUUAUCUUCCGUCAGCAAUGCUGGAACGAUUAUGCGGCGGUGCCGCGCGUCUCGAGCAAGAACCGCACACCGAGGAUACGGUUCAGCACACGGGAUUUCGCGUAUCGCUACAGCUUGGGCAGUCCAGUGGCCGGCAAUUUUUUCAUCGCACAGUACGAUGACUACGUGCCGGUGCUACUGUCCCACUAUCCGGAUUCGAAUGACUUCUGACAGUCCCCCAUCUGGCCAACCAUCUGGAACCACGAGCUGUUCGCCGUUGACCACGGUCGCAAUCAAUUAUUGGCGCAUCAAACAACUCAACCUCUCUCGCGCUCUCGCACGGAUUCCUUCGGUCCUGCUCUGGCAUCAGCUUCUGGCUGCGAGCUUCGCUUGCUGUGAUCGAACUCCACGAUAGAGCGGAGCGGUGAUCUCGAGCAACUCAUCAUCGAAAACAACUUCAUUGAGGCGCAGCAAUGAGUGGGACCUUGGGCGUAAUGCGGAUGACCUAGACCACCGGCCUGCCGUUGCUGGUGUAAUUGUAACGACAGUGGCCACGGCCAGUGAUGGUCGGUAACUGCGUACCCGUGCACUCGUGGCCACCGGUGAUGAAACAUUAAAACCCGUUAAACCUUUAAUCCUCGUGCCCGAAUAAAUAUUGACCGUAGCCGAUCCGA